Molecule: messenger RNA, 1315 nt
Organism: Theileria equi strain WA
Lineage: Eukaryota; Apicomplexa; Aconoidasida; Piroplasmida; Theileriidae
Product: ubiquitin-conjugating enzyme E2, putative
Exons: 5
Coding region: 767-1240 (157 amino acids)
Source: RefSeq, a predicted model, not a curated record
AAGAGCGCAAUGCAACAUAAAUUAGACACAUCACAUUUGUUAUAUUCUGUGAUGUUUUUAGGAUUUUGUUAAACUUGUUUUCAUACCUCUAACAUCGUCAAAAGUUGGAUCCCUAGUUUACAGCCUUCAAUUGACACAUUUCCCCGUAGCUCAAUAUUUUAAAAGUUACACUUGUACGUACACAUUAAUAUUAUAAACAUACUGUGAAAUGGUAUCAUACACUACCAUUGUAUACCGGCGAAUGAUUUCUCUCUACUACCACUAUUUCAUCUCAUAGAUGCAUCACAUGACAAAUUCUACAAAUUUAUAGUGUACUGUAAACUUUAUAUUUUCUUUAGCUUGGAAGUUCUGGUUGUUUGCUAGAAAUAAAUAGUUGGUGGUAAUUUUAACCGGACAAAAUGACAAAGUAGUUAUCUAUUUACGUGUAAAAAUUGUUUUUAGAGAUUCUUCGGUAGGGGAGUUUGCAGAUCUUCUUUUACGGAGACAUAACGCCGCACUGAAACUAGUUGGUUUAGAAAUUCUCCAUGAACAUUAAUGUUUAUAUGGUUAAAAAUGCGUUAAUGACCAACAUAAAUACGGAAGAAAUAUUCAAGAAAUUGAAGGCGGUGAAAAAGGAGCUGCGCGUUUGUGUAUCUCUAAUGUUGACUGUCCCAUAACAGCCAAUCGGUUACGAUGUGCGAGCGAGUCUAAAACCAUAGACUCGGUUACACCAUAAACAUUAAAAUGGAAUAUGAAAAGCAAUCCAUAGUUUUCUGGUUUUGUAGCUAUGGCGUUGGCAAGAAACCGUUUACUCAAGGAACUCAAGGAGGCCAGUAAAUCCGCAGAUCCAAACAUCAAACUGGUAGUAUCCAACUCAAAUAUUUUCAGCUGGAUAGCUUAUAUCAGAGGUCCACAGGGCACUCCAUAUGAAGGAGGAAUUUUCAAGUUGUCUAUUUUAUGUCCACAUUCAUAUCCCAUACAACCACCUGCCGUGUACUUCCUUACCAAAUGUUUCCAUCCUAACAUAAACUUUGCAACAGGUGAACUGUGUAUGGAUGUGCUAAAAAACAAUUGGAGUCCCGCUUGGACGAUAGAGUAUCUGUGUAACGGAGUUAUUUUUAUAUUGAGCGAUCCAAACGCUGACAGUCCAUUGAACUGCGAUGCUGGAAAUUUGAUACGUUCUGGUGAUGUUAUCGGUUAUAGAUCAAUGGCAAGAAUGUAUACUGUCGAAUGCGCUCAUACGGUCUUCCCUGAGGAUUAGUAAGAUACACAUUUGUACAAAAUUUCCGCUUUUGCGACUUAUAUAGAAUUUUUACUUAAAUCGUGGAUAAAGAGU